CCUCCUCGCCACGAUGUCUCGGCGCAAGCAGCCCAACCCCAACAAACUCCGCGCAGUCAUGGAGAAGCUUCAGGAGGAGGAAGGAGCCAGCAGGCAGGUGGACAUGGAGGACGGGCUCCUGAAGGAGGAGGCGACGCUCAACGAGCUGAAAGAUAGCAGAGACGCCUCCAUCACGGAGGAGCCGGACCCGGCGAGGCCGCCGGUGACAUCUGCUUCUCCAGCUGCCAUCAACGGAGCCAAGGAGGGAGCAGAACCGCUCCAGAACGGAGACCUGUCCUCCAUCAACGCCAUGAUGUCAACGGUGAUGUCAGCCGCCGGGACGAUCAACGGAGGAGGAGGAAAUGAAGGAGAGAGCGGCGUUCCUUCCACCAGCUCCUCGGCUGGACCUUCUCCCAGCCCCUCGCCCAGCAAGUCUCUGACGGCCGCCAUGAGAGCCCCGCCAGGUCGCAACGCUCGACGCAACCAGGACACCAAAGACGACAGCUUGGCCUUCAUCUGCCCGCUGUGCGACAAGAACUGCCAGACGCAGCACCAGCUGACCAUGCACAUCCGACAGCACAACGCCGACACCGGCGCCACCGAUCACUCCUGCAGCAUCUGCGGGAAGUGCCUGAGCUCGGCCUCGUCGCUGGACCGACACAUGCUGGUCCACAGCGGGGAGAGGCCGUACAAAUGCACCAUCUGCGGACAGACGUUCACCACCAACGGCAACAUGCACAGGCACAUGAAGAUCCACGACAAGGACCCGAACGGUCUGAUCCCCCUCAGCAGCCCUCCCUCCCCGACCAAACGCCGCCGUCCUUCCAUGAAGCGGCGGCAGGGCCUGGAGGAGGAGCUCGGAGACGAGCCGCCCAGUAAGAAGGUGAUGGAGGAUGCGGCGGCGGACGAGUUCAUGGCGGUCCAGGGCUCCGAGGAGGAGCUGCUGCCGUGUCCCAUCUGCUUUAAGACCUGCAGCUCCAGACUGGACCUGGACGCUCACAUGGACACUCAUCCAGACACCAUGCUCAGGUGUGAUCUCUGCUGCCUUUCGUUCAGAACCCACCGCGGCCUGCUGCGCCACAAUGCUGGCGUCCAUAAGCUCCUCCCACAGGACCCCAGCGGUCGUCCCUUCAUCCAGAACAACCCCUCCAUCCCCACCGGCUUCAACGACCUCGCCUUCAUCGACUUUUCCUGCAAGAAGUUUGCUCACAUCGCUCAGGUCUGGUGUGAGUCCAACCUGCGGCGCUGCAUCAGUAAGUUCCACCGUUUUGUCUGCGACUCCUGCGAUAAGGCCUUCCCUCUGCGCUCCGCCCUGGACCUCCAUAGAACCGUCUCCCACGCGGAGAAACCCGCUGCUGAGGUCGAGGACAGAGUGAAGGCCAACGGAGGGAGGCGGGCCGAGGAAGCUCAGGACGCUGAAGCUGGACCCCCGGCAUCAGAGCAGUCCUGCUUCCUGGAGGGUCUGGGCCUGCAGCACGUCUCUAAGGUGAAGCUCGGUCCGACGGACGACGAGAUCCAUCAGGCCCACCUGGACAGCAUCAAGGUGAUCCACGUGGAGCCGCUGUCCUUCAGCCUCCCCCAGGAGCCGGCCGCCGCCUUCCUGUCCGGGGGCCUGGGGGUGACCCUGGGCCUGGGUGUGGGGGGGCUGGCCGCCCUCAGCAUCCCGCUGCUGGAGGCGUCCAGCUCCGCCCUGCAGGGCCUGUCGCAGCGGGACGCCCUCAACCUGCUGUCCCUGCAGCCUUUCCAGGCGGGCUUCCUGCUGCAGCCGGAGGGGGGCGCCGCCACGGGCAGCGGCGCCUUGUCCAGCUGUAAGCCGGGGGAGUCCGGCGCCGCCAGCGUGAUGGAGCUGGCCGACAUCCAGCAGAUCCUGAAGGUGGCGGCCGCGGCGCCCAACCAUAUGGGGCUUCCUCCUCUGGCCAAGGCUCCGGGUUUCUCUGGUCAGCUCCCGGGUCAGAAGGCCAUGCCGCCGCUGAAGCCCAAACCUCCCAUCAGCCCUCGCUGCAGCCUCAGCGCCACCACCCCUCCCCCCCUGCAGAGCUCCCAGCAGGCCUCACUGGGCUGCAUCAGCCCCAGCCUGCCUCCCCCAACGCCCUCCCUCUUCAAGUCGCCAUCCUCGGCGGGGGACGGCCCCCACAUGGAAGCAGAGUCGCCGGGCGACGCCAAAACGGCGCUGUCCGACUCGCCGCCGGCCGCCGCCACGGUGGUCCAGGAGGAGGCGGGGCUAAACGUCCGGAAGGCGGGAGGCAAAGCCGGGCCCGCCGCCGCCAAAGGGACGUUCCCCUGCCGCUUCUGCGACCAGGUGUUCCCUCUGUCUGGCGCCCUGCAGGCCCACAUGCGCUUCCACCUGGGCAUCCUGCCACACCAGUGCAACAUGUGUGACUACGUGGCGCCGGACAAGGCCACGCUGAUCCGCCACCUGCGCACGCACAGCGGCGAGCGGCCCUACGUCUGCCGCAUGUGCCACUACCCCUUCACCGUCAAGGCCAACUGCGAGCGCCACCUCAGGAAGAAGCACGCCAAGACGUCCAGGAAGGACAUCGAGAAGAACAUCAAGUACGUCACCUUCUCCUCCCCGUCCAUCACCGCCGCUCCCCCCGGCACCACGCCGGAGGCGGAGACGGCCUGCGAAACCACCUGCCGCUUCUGUGGCGAGGACCUGAAGACGUACCGGGCGCUGCAGAUCCACCUGCGCACGCACAACGGCUGUCAGAGGAAGCCGUUUGAGUGCCGCCGCUGCGGCGCCGCCUUCCUGGCCAAACGGAACUGCAUCCAUCACCUGCUGAAGCAGCACCCGGAGGUCCAGGAGCGCGAGAUCGAGGGUCACAUCACCACGCUACUGCCCGCCGCCGCCGGCACGGCCCUGAAUCCAGCGGCGUUGAACGGGAUCAGUCAGCCCGCCAUGCUCCUGCAGGUGAAGGCGGAGGAAAUGGCUUACGCCGUAGAACUGGACCAGCCGCUGGACUUCUCUGCCAAGGGGCGGGGCAGCCAGACGGCGUCUCCCGUCAUCAAAACGGAGAACUCCUCCCACGGCUUCGACUGCUCCGACUCGGACCAGCCCAUCGACCUGUCCAUCCCCAGCAAGCGGCAGCGCCGGGAGGCGGACGGCGGUGCGGAGAGGGAAAUGAAGACGGAGCAGAAUGCCGCCAUGGAGCCGCAGCACCAGCUCGCCGUGGCGACCGAGGAGAAGACGGCCCUCCUUCCUCUGCAGCCUCCUCCCCUGCUGAGCGGCUACCAGCUUCCCGCUGGAGCCACGCCUCCCUCCGCCGGCCGAGCUCAGCGCCUCAAGCCGCUGCUGCCCAAACCCGCCCCCGCCACCUCCUCCCCCCCCUCUGUGAAGGAUCUGGCGCCGCUCGCCUCCAUCGCUCAGAUCAUCAGCUCCGUCUCUGCAGCUCAGGGCAUGCUGGACGGAAACCCCUCAUCCUCGCAGGCCGACCCCGACGCCUCGCCGUCCUCCGCCAUCCUGGAUGCUCCGGGUGACGAUGCGUCCGACAGAACCUCCAGACGGCGGUCCAGGAAGAAGCCGGCGGCUCUGGCAGCGAAGGAGAAGGUCGCUGCCGGCGGGAUCGACCUGGAAUCCAGCGGAGAGUUUGCCAGCGUGGAGAAGAUGCUCGCCACGACUGACGCCAACAAGUUCAGCACCUAUCUGCAGACCGGAACCGCAGAGCUGACGGCGAAGAAAGAUGUGGAGCGAGCCGGAGGAGCGGAGGAGAACGAGGGGAGGGGCGGCGAGGAGGCGAAGCCCGCCGGGGCUGUGGCGGCCAUGACGGUACCACAGACCAAAGGGAAGAAGAACGCCUACUCCAACUCGGUGCAGAAGAUGACCUGCCCCUUCUGCCCGCGGGUCUUCCCCUGGAUGAGCUCGCUGCAGAGACACAUGCUGACCCACACAGGCCAGAAGCCGUUUCCAUGCCCCCGCUGCGACGCCUUCUUCUCCACCAAGUCCAACUGUGAGCGCCACCUUCUGCGCAAACACGGCGUGACCCACAGGACGCUGCGACGCAACGGCGCCAUCGUGAACGACGGCUCACACGAGAGCGCCGAGAGCCAGUCGGAGACGGAGCAACCAGCGCCGGAACCCAGAGACCUCACCACAGAACCAGGCCCGCCAUCCACCGUUAACAGCCCCGCCCCUCCUGAGGUCACCCAGCUGAGCCCCGCCCCCAAAGCAAGCCAAGGUUCCAGUCCAGCUGCAGAGCAGCAGGAAGCAGAAACCACUGAGCAGGCUGAGCAGCAGGGGGCGCCAGAGAGCAGAGCAGCAGAAGGAAAGCAGCCACUGAGCAGCAAGGCCGACGUCACAGACGACGACGACUGUCACAGCAACAAGAGCCUCGACCUGAACUUUGGCAAGAAGCUCAUCGACUUCAAGCUCUCUUCGUCUUCCACUAGCUCUGCUCCUCCUCAGGAGGCGCCGCCCUCCUCCUCCCCCUCCUCUGCUCCCCGGGAAGCAGCGGAGAUCUCCGAAGACCAGGAGGGAAGCAGCAGCCCGGCAGCCAAGCCCGACCAGAAACACGCCUGCCAGGUCUGCGCCAAGAGCUUCCGCUACGCCGCCACCCUGGCUCGCCACGAGAGGGCGCACCUCUGCGAGGAGACGCAGGCAAAGACUGAGGAGGAGGCACCUCCUGCCGCGAAGGAGGUGGUGGAGGAGGAGGAGGAGGAGGGGAUGGAGGGCAAAGCUGCCGAGCUGGAGGCAGAAGAGAAGGAGGCGGAGGAAGACGAGAGCGACGGAGGGGAGAGCGGCGAGUCGGAGAAGGAGGAGAGGAGCGACGAGGAGGCGUCUGAACCAAAGAGCGCGGAGGGAGGGGAGGCGGCGGCGGGCGGACGGGUGGACAAGAGGAAGAAGAUCUGCACCGAGUGCGGGAAAAGAUUCUGGUCCCUGCAGGACCUGACCCGCCACAUGAGGUCCCACACAGGGGAGCGGCCCUACAAGUGCCAGACCUGCGAGCGCACCUUCACCCUGAAGCACAGCCUGGUCCGCCACCAGAGGAUCCACCUGAGGCCCCGCGGCGCCAGCGACGACGUCAGCGAGGACGGCGACUCCCGCGCCCCCACCCCGACCUCCACCUGCCCGCCGUCGGAGAACGAGAGCGAGUGCGGGAGCGGCGGCGCCGGAGCCAAGGAGCUGGAGGAGGAGGGCGAGUUUCAGAGGGAAGAUUCGGCGGAGGGGGACGGUUCUGAUCCGGCACGGCCCGCCGCCGCAGAGGAACCGGACGACGACAACGCCGCGCGGCAGGAGCCCUCCGCGGAAAUUCCCCGAGCUACUGAAUCAAAGACGACGACAAGCACCGACUCCUCCGCAACACCUGACGGCGCCAAAGAUCGUUCCGGCUCUCCCCCAGGGGGCGCCGCCGCUGCGGCCCCCGCUGAAGGCUUCAUCCACGGCCUGCUGGAGAUCCACACCAAGCCCCCCCUGGAGCACCUCCUCCCUAACGGGGAGCCUCCGAUGGUGGGCGUAGACUGAAGCCCCGCCCCCGCCGCAGUGCCAUACCACAGAAGGACGUCCCCCCCUCCCCCCAUCGACGAAGAAACCAGCCCGGAACGUCCCCCCCUCCCUGAGACGGGGGCCUCGUUUUCUUGAAGUGCCUUACUACUAGUCCGACUUCUAAAGACGUCAUUUUGCUAAAUCUUUAUCCGCGUCGUAACGGAGGACGGAUCGGAACUUUUAGAGCUUUUUAUGACACUGAUUAACUAUUUUGGUUUCGGGGAAAUCUCUAAUUCAGCAAUAAAAACAUUGAAUGAUUACGAUUUAUUGUUCUAGGUUUUUGUUUUCGAUGAUCAACGCAGGAGACGCCGACGGACCGAAGCUGAGGGCGGGGCGUCCAGAUCCUUCUGCGUCGGGGCCGGAACUGGACCAUUCAACCUUUUUUUUUUUUUUUGGGGGGGGGUGAUUCCGGGUCAAACCGGUCGGAGAGACGGACUCUUGUGGUUCCGGUUUGAUUCGGAGAAGCGAACACUGACUGAGGAAAUGGUAACUGGAAAAAAAAACGCCGCUGGCUUCCUCUGCGGACUCACGGAAACUUCCUGAACCAAUCAGAGUCGUUCUCCUCUGUUUUUUUUAAACCCAUCACACUAUUGGUCCCUCCCCAUUGGUUGCUCAUCACCCCUCUGUUGAUUCCAUGUUUCGUAGAGAGGUCGGCCCACGCCGCGCGACGCUACGUGUCGCCGACCACGACGAGGGAUUUCCUUUUUUAACUGAACAAAUCAAAUGUUGUUUUUUUUGUAGUGUGAAUGUGAGCGUGUCUCCAGGCUGCCCCCCCUCAUCGUCGCCCCCUAGUGUUUGCUUUAGGGAUCCUUACAGGGCCUCCGGCGUGCUAACGCGUAGCAGCACUAACACCUGUUCCAGGUUCAGUUUACCUCAACUUUCGCUUCUAACUGAAACUGCUAACGCAGGUCUGGAUGUAGCCCUUUAAAAUCCAGCGUCUUCCUCCGGCUAACGCGGUCAGACCGCAGCCCGCCGGCUUCCCGCCUCGGGGCCAAAUUGGAGCCAACGAGCGCCGACUCGUCAGUGUAGCCACGGCGACGUCACAGGUGUUUUCUGAGAGGCAGCUAAGGAAGGAUAGCUGACAUGGACAAGCUGCGCGACUUUUUUAAAGCUAGCUCACUGCCUUCCGAUCUGCGCGGCGCAGAAAACCAGGCAGGUGGAGUAAUUAGCUAACGAGACAAUCAGACCGCGGACUCAGCUCUAGCUAGGCUUAGUGCGUUUACCCCCCCGUACAGUAUUACGUCCCUCUGUUUGUCCACGUUGGACAAGAGUCCAUCGUCUCCUCUUCGUCUUGACGCUUAUUUUCCUUCGGAAACGUCUGAACUUAGCAGCUAAACUCGACCCAACGCUUUGAGGUCUUUAGCUGAGCAUUAGCGACAAUCAAUUUUAGUUUUCUGUUUCCAGAGGCCGCCAUGUGACGCCAUGAGAGACGGAUGGACGGGUGAAUUCAUAAACCUGCUGCACAUUUUUAAAAACAAAAAAUCAAGUUAAAGGGCUAAAUGUUGGAAGAACCGGGGCGGGUUCUUCGUUCCGACUCCACCGUCUCCUGCGAUGUCGAGGCGCGUAGAAAACUUUUUUUUUAAUUUUUGAAUAUUAGACCUCAUUAGCAUAUCGAGCCUCAGCGGCUUCUGACAGAACUGUAAGGCAGGGAUGGUCGGUCGUUUAGCGGGUUUAUCAGAAACAAACCAAGUUACGACGGAACCAGAACCGCUCCGAUUGGCUCAUCGCUGCCCUGAACUGGCACUAACGUUUCCCAACCUACGACUAGCACCUCUUCUGUUUGUACUACUAACCGGUCAGCGGAGAAAGGCUCGCCGUCUUUAGGGGCCUCUGGGACGAACCACUGGACACUUUAUUAAUUAAAAACAUCCAAAACUUUCUAUAUAAAUUAUUUAAAGUAGAAAAGCUUAGCUGUAACUUUUUUUUUACCUCUUACUAGCAAUAACUGGCAAGCUAGCUACUAUAAGCUAUUUAAGCUAAUUAGCUUUUUUUCUUUUUAUGCUAUCAUUGCAAAAUUUGAAUAAAAUUAUUUUUGCAGAUAAAUUGUUUUUGUAAUUUUAACAUGGUAAAUAGCCUAGCUUAUAAUGAACUGGUUUCCUAAAUGGGUUUUAAAGUCGAGAUGCUACUCGGCUAACAGGCUAGCGAUGCUUCCGUUUAGAUUUCAGCAAUAAUCAAACAAAAUAGAAAUUUAGUUUUCUACUCAUUACUCUUUAAUGUUAAGUGUGAAAUAUAAUUUUUUUGGAAUUCGCUUCCAUAAAUGAGCGACUUGAAUGAUGCUAAUAGUUGCUAAAAAUGAAAAGGAGUCUUUACUGGCUAAUAGCUCCUUUUCUGUGUCCUCAGUCGUCUCCUAAUCAAACGUUUUCUUGAGGAUCUGUUGUGUGCGUCAUCAUUUAGCUAAUUAUUUCAGAUAGUUUGAAGCUAAAAUAUGUCAAAACCGUGACCAAGUUAUGCUAGCUAAGCAUUUAUGCCUGUUCCAGAAUCAAUAAACCCUAGCGUAUCAUAUUAUUAUAAUAAAGUGAAUAUGCUACAUGGCUAACAGGCUAACUGUAGUUCAUUAUCAGUUUUCAACAUUUGUCAGAACUUUACUUUUUUCUAGAGAUUUAGCAAAUAAUGAGGGGCUAAUUAGCAUAAACCAGCUAACAUAGCGCUAAUGGUAAUAUUCGCUUAAUGUUUGAACCUGAAUUUAAGGUAAAUUUAAAUCCGACAUUUGAAUUUACUUUCCUGUUUUCUUCCGAUUUUAAGACUCUAAACAUUAAAAAAAAAAAGUUUGCGCUAGCAGCGUAGCUAAGCUGGCGGCCAUGUUUGGCUCUUGCAUUCAGUGCGGUCUGGAGGCCAGUGGAGGCGCCGUCCCUUUCUCUCCUGGCUCCGUGUUGGCCUCCUCUCUGCGGGGGGGCGUCUGUCCGUCUGCGUGAGGCCUUAUGAAUACUGGACUUCCAUUCGAAUGCACAUGGACUGUUUUUAACGUAUUUAUUCGGAGCCCAGGCGUGUUUCGGUGUGAGUGAAUUUCUGCAAUGACUUGAGAAGAAGCCAUGUAUUAAAAAUGUCACAUUUAUGCUGCAGAACUGUUGUGAGGAACCUGGUGGUUUGUUUUUUUUUGGACCGGCCAGCUGGCCCCUGGGGGCCCGGCGGGUCCACGAGGGACUCGGACUAGCAAUAAGAAUCCUUCUGAAUCCAAAAGCUUUAUGUAGAGUUUUCUUGUAUGUGAGUCGAGAACAGUCUGUCUGGGUUUAUUGGUUAUUUUUAGUUUUCUUCUAUGACAUAAAUGCAUAUAAAACUGUGAAAAUCUAUUGUGAUUAAUUAAAGGGUGAGUUUUAGAUUAGUUUUUUUUUUUUUUGCAUGUUAAUCUUAAUUUUUUUCCAAUUAUGGAUGAUUUCUUCUUUCUGCAUCACUUCUUGUGCUACAAACGCAUUUAUAAAUAUCAAAAUAUAUAUAAUCUCGCUCUCAGGGUCUUUCACAAAUCCAUUAUUUGAAAAGCUUCAUGUUGUUUUUUUUUUCCCGAGUCGCAGCUUUUCCACAUUACUUUGUUUUUUUUUAAAGAUGACAUCAUGAUUCAGAUCUGUCAAUCACUACAUUUAGCACUUGACUGUGAACUCGUCGCUACCCGACACGGAAAAUGUGGUUCGAUUUUAUUUGUUUUGGUCUCCAAACUCUCAGUCAGACGUCUGAUUUGAAGCCUUUUUCUGUUUUUCGUAGAAUCUUAUUUAAUGAGUUUCUCUUUGUGUACUGGACCUCAAUCACAGAGCAUUAAAACAGUCGUCUGGAUCCAUUUCUGUCCCCUGCUGUUGGCAAACAUGACAGUGUUUCAGAGAUGUACACCUCCUCUGUAUUCAAACCCAAUAAGUAAAAGCAAUAAAGAUUAUGUAAAGGAAAGG
Cyprinodon variegatus (sheepshead minnow) is the source of this 9330-nucleotide messenger RNA. It is a transcript of the gene rreb1a, whose product is annotated as ras-responsive element-binding protein 1-like. The transcript is spliced from 18 exons. Lineage: Eukaryota; Metazoa; Chordata; Actinopteri; Cyprinodontiformes; Cyprinodontidae. Gene Ontology annotation, molecular function: RNA polymerase II cis-regulatory region sequence-specific DNA binding; DNA-binding transcription activator activity, RNA polymerase II-specific. The record is from RefSeq and is a predicted model, not a curated record. Gene Ontology annotation, biological process: regulation of transcription by RNA polymerase II. Gene Ontology annotation, cellular component: nucleus. Bases 14 to 5437 code for a protein of 1807 amino acids.